Molecule: messenger RNA, 3572 nt
Organism: Dinoponera quadriceps
Lineage: Eukaryota; Metazoa; Arthropoda; Insecta; Hymenoptera; Formicidae
Gene: Mtr4
Product: superkiller viralicidic activity 2-like 2
Exons: 10
Coding region: 175-3231 (1018 amino acids)
Biological process (GO): maturation of 5.8S rRNA; RNA catabolic process
Cellular component (GO): nucleus
Molecular function (GO): RNA binding; ATP binding; RNA helicase activity
Source: RefSeq, a predicted model, not a curated record
UUAAAGGAAGAUUAACGGUGAAGAAUAUUUCAGCCUCGUUGUAUCUUUAACCUAAUUGAUGGUGAUGUAGUCGAGCCUUAAGUUGUUCCAGCCAUAACUGAACUAAGCCUUGUUGGUUGAACAUAAUCAAACGUGUUGUUAAAAAAAAUAUUAAGUUAGUAAUAAUUAUAAAUUAUGGCAACACAAAAUGAUAUCGAUGAUUUAUUUUCUGUCUUCGACGAAGAGGGUGACGAGGUGGAAAUAAUUCCGUUGCCCACAAAAUCAGACAUUCUGUUAAAAAAAAACGAGUCAGCUGUAGGUGCAAAACGUCAACAUGACGAAGAUGAUGAUAAAAUAUUUGUUAAGAAAAUACGACACGAUCCUGUCGUGGAUGAUAUCAAUUUAGAAGAAAUAGCAUGUCGUAUAAAAAUACAUACUAUAGAAUCUAUAGAAGCUUGUACACACGAGGUUGCUGUUCCUCCUGAGCAAGAAUAUGUGUCUCUGGAGCGCAAGGAGGGCAAGCCAGCGAAGGAAUAUAAAUUUAUACUCGAUCCAUUCCAAAAGGAAGCGAUUUUAUGUAUUGAGAACAAUCAAUCGGUUCUGGUUUCCGCGCAUACAUCAGCUGGUAAAACUGUCGUGGCCGAAUAUGCAAUAGCAUGUUCACUUCGAGACAAACAGAGAGUAAUAUAUACCACUCCAAUCAAGGCAUUGAGUAACCAAAAGUACAGAGAAUUUUAUGAGGAAUUCAAGGAUGUCGGACUAGUAACAGGCGAUGUUACUAUAAAUCCUACAGCUAGCGUGCUGAUUAUGACUACCGAAAUCCUGCGUAAUAUGCUGUAUAGAGGUUCAGAGGUAAUGCGCGAGGUCGGUUGGGUAAUCUUCGAUGAAAUUCAUUACAUGCGUGACAAAGAAAGAGGCGUGGUUUGGGAAGAAACGCUCAUACUAUUACCAGACAAUGUGCAUUAUGUAUUUCUUUCCGCUACCAUACCUAAUGCACGACAAUUCGUAGAGUGGGUAGCGCACUUGCACAAACAACCCUGCCACGUGGUAUACACGGACUACAGGCCUACACCGUUACAGCAUUAUAUAUUUCCAGUGGGCGGCGACGGUAUUCAUCUGGUCGUGGACGAGAUGGGUCAGUUCAAGGAAGAGAAUUUUAACAGGGCUAUGGCGUGCUUGCAAAAUAUGGGCGACGCGGCUAAAGGCGACACAAAGGGACGUAAAGGUGGUUUCCGUCCGUCGAACAGCGGCCAGACGAACAUCUUCAAGAUGGUGAAGAUGAUCAUGGAAAGGAACUUCGCGCCCGUGAUAAUCUUCAGCUUCUCGAAGAAGGACUGCGAGAUUUACGCUAUGCAAAUGUCCAAAUUGGAUUUCAAUACGAUGGAGGAGAAGAAGUUGGUCGACGAAGUCUUCAAUAACGCCAUAGACGUCCUUAACGACGAGGAUAAGAAGUUACCGCAGGUGGAAAACGUGCUACCGCUCUUGCGACGCGGAAUAGGCAUCCAUCAUGGCGGCCUUUUGCCGAUCUUGAAGGAAACGGUCGAGAUACUGUUCGGCGAAGGCCUGAUCAAAGCCCUCUUCGCCACCGAAACGUUCGCCAUGGGUUUGAACAUGCCGGCGCGAACGGUCCUGUUCACCGCGCCCCGCAAAUACGACGGCAAAGACUUCCGUUGGAUCACGUCAGGGGAAUACAUACAAAUGGCUGGCCGUGCCGGCAGAAGAGGUCUGGACGAGAAGGGGAUCGUUAUAUUGAUGAUAGACGAGCAAGUCAGCCCGGUCGUUGGAAAAGCUAUCGUCAAAGGGAAGCCCGAUCCAAUUAACUCCGCGUUCCACUUGACAUAUAACAUGGUUCUCAAUCUUUUACGGGUCGAAGAAAUCAAUCCGGAGUACAUGUUAGAGCGGAGCUUCUUCCAAUUUCAGAACCAAUCUUCUAUUCCGACUUUGUAUAACAGAGUGAAAGAACUGUACGCUACCUACAAUACGGUGAAUGUUGAGAAAUACGACGAAAUAUCUUCGUAUCAUGAUAUACGGGAACGACUGAACCGACUGAGCGGCGAGUUCCGAUCGUUCCUAACGCAACCGGAAUAUUUGCUGCCAUUCUUACAACCUGGAAGAUUGAUACAGGUGAAGAACAAUGUUGGAACAUUCGAUUGGGGCAGCAUAGUGAACUUCAAGAAAAGAAAUCCGAAAAAUCCGGUAAAGGACAAGGCCGUCAUCGUCAUCGAUGUCUUACUUCGUAUAUCGAAAGAAUCAAAAGAGGACAAUCCGAUCCCGUGUCGCGACAAUGAAGAAGGUGACGUGGAAGUAGUUCCGAUUGUGCAUAAUUUGAUUUCCCAAAUAAGCUCACUCAGGGUGCAUUAUCCGAAAGACCUUAGGCCGCUUGACAACCGGAAAAGCGUGCUGAAAUCGAUACAAGAGACGAAGAAGAGAUUCCCGGAAGGGCUACCGUUGCUUAAUCCCAUUGAGGAUAUGAAAAUACAAGAUGAGGCUUUCAAAGAUAUCGUGAAAAAAAUCGAAUUGCUAGAAGAGAAACUUUACGCUCAUCCUUUGCACAAGGACCCCAACGUGAACGCAAUAUACGAGCAGUUCUUGCACAAGGAGGAACUAGCCGCGAAUCUCAAGCAAGCCAAACAGGAACUGAAAGAAGCCAUGUCGAUACUGCAGAUGGACGAGCUCAAGUGUAGAAAGCGAGUUUUAAAAAGGAUGGCAUAUUGCACGGCGACGGACGUUAUAGAAUUGAAAGGACGCGUAGCCUGCGAGCUAAAUGGUGCCGACGAAUUGUUAUUGACAGAGAUGCUCUUCAACGGUCUCUUUAACGUUUUGAACGUACCACAGAUGGUGGCGUUGAUUAGUUGUUUCGUAUGCGACGAAAAGUCGACCGAGAUGCCCAAGAGCACGGAGGAGCUGAGCGGACCGCUCAGGCAAAUGCAAGAUUUGGCUCGAAGAAUAGCGAAGGUCUCGACGGAGGUCAAUUUAGAGCUGGACGAGGAAGCGUAUGUCGACAGAUUCAAGCCGUAUUUAAUGGACGUUAUGUACGCUUGGUGCAAGGGCGCGUCGUUCCUACAAAUCUGCAAGAUGACCGAUAUAUUUGAAGGAUCCAUUAUCAGGUGUAUGCGUCGCCUAGAGGAGGUGCUUCGGCAGCUGUGCCAAGCGGCGAAAAGUAUCGGAAACAUCGAGCUAGAGAACAAAUUCAGCGAGGCGAUCAAACUUAUAAAGCGAGACAUUGUAUUUGCUGCUUCUUUGUAUUUAUGAUGAGUGUAAGAAUGAAUUACUAGUGUCGCCAAGUGUCUGUUCGUCUUCAUUCUAUGCAUUUUUUAAAAUUGCAUAACUUCCAUCGAUGUAUUGAUCGUGUUUUGAGCGGCGGUAUUCGCUCAAAUAUAUCCCCAUGACGUCGAGAAUUCAACUGUGAUCGAAUAAGACGGUCAACGCUUCAGCCAAUGCUGAGGCUCCGGCUGUAGUUGAGCGCGGGUGCAUAUCCGUGGGCGAAAUCAAUUAUGAGAGAAAUAGGAGGGUCUCUCUGCAAUCUGGCAAUCCAUAAUCUUGCGCAGGCUAGCUGUCGCAAUAUUUUAAUAAGUUUUGUAUCGUAAUUUUUC